GGCGGCGGACUGAGGGCCGUCUCCACGGCAACGGCGCCCCGACACCGGAAGUGGCGCCCGCAGAGAACGCGGGCUGAGGGCCGGGGUCGCGCGUCGCCUACGGGCUAGCGAGGGCGGUUUCUCCACGCGCCGAGUUAGCGGGCCCCGGAGAGCUGGAUGUCCUGCUCUGGGCUCCCGUGCUCAGAGACGCGUGUCCCGCUGCCGGGCCGCUCCACCCGAGUACACCUGCUGCAGAACGCAUCCCCCUCCCGUGCGGUGUCAGUGACGCGCCUGAAUGAGGCCAUUGCCCUGUCUAGCUGGGUAAAACGUAGCCAAGCCUCCCCGGCUCGGGACAGGUCUCCUCCCACUGCGCCUGGGCCGCAGCCGCGCCGGCGGCCAUUUGCUCAGGACCUGCGGCGGUGACGGAAGCUGAUGGAGUGGAAGUCGCAAAAGCCUGUUGGCGAUGUUGCCCUGUCCUGUUACCAACUUUUUGUCUCCAGUGUCCUAUAGUUUGAAAUUUAGUGGGUUUUUUUUUCCCCAAUAUGCCAAUUAACAUAGGCAGCUGCGAAUGACAUUUGCUUGGUGAAACAGGGACCCACACACCGUCUCUCCUCUCUUUGUGUCCCAGUUUGGAGAACUCUGGCACUAUGUCCAGCCUAGACCAGCCAGUAAUGCUUUUGCGUACAGGCAGCCCCAGAGAGGAGGUCUUGGUGCCUCCAAGAGCAGUGGGAGGCCAGUACCUCCUCCAAGGCUCAACUGAGGGCUCCUAGACGCUGAUGUCACCUAUGCUAGCCAUCCGGACCCCGCACCGCCACUGCAAAACAGCACUGCCGCCCAGGCCCAAUGCCGGUCAUGCCCAUCCCGCGGCGGGUGCGCUCCUUCCACGGCCCGCACACCACCUGCCUGCACGCGGCCUGCGGACCUCUGAGAACCUCUCACCUGGCUCGCACCAAGUACAACAACUUCGAUGUGUAUGUCAAGACCCGCUGGCUCUACGGCUUUAUACGCUUCCUGCUCUACUUCAGCUGCAGCCUCUUCACAGCGGCCCUCUGGGGCGCGCUGGCCGCGCUCUUCUGCCUGCAGUACCUGGGUGUCCGCGUGCUGCUGCGCUUCCAGCUCAAGCUGUCAGUGCUGCUGCUGCUGCUGGGGCGCAGGCGCGUGGACUUCCGCCUCAUGAACGAGCUGCUUAUCUAUGGCAUCCAUGUGACCAUGCUGCUGGUUGGGGGGCUGGGCUGGUGCUUCAUGGUCUUUGUGGACAUGUGAGAGCCCCACCACCAUGGGGCUCUUGAUUGUGCCGUAUCAAGCUUCUCUCUUGGAGGGUGGGGCUGGUAGGGGCUUUUUUUUUUUGCCCCAUCCUGGAGGUAAGGCCUGAAGCACACACUCCCAUUGAGGGGAGAAAAGGGCUGAGACUACUCUGUAAUGGGAACACCACACAGUCUCUCUGUGGCUUCUGCACUGUCCUCGCUGUGCACUUUCCCAGAUGUGCUGUCCCCCUAGCCUCUUCCCUUGGGUUGCCUGUGUGUUUUCAGGUUGUCCAGUGGGUGGCCCAUCUGUCUUUUCUCCACCUUGAGACCUUCUGUGUGACAUUCUCACCAACAUCAGACCCAACCUGUGGGACACAAAGGGGUACCUUUGGGCUGCACGGCCCCUUUAUGUGCCCUGCUCCUGGCUGUCCUCAGGGACCCACGUGGCUAUACAAGCAGACACACUGCUACCACUAACUGCGCCCACUUUGAGCCCAUGGACCACUCUCUGCUGUCACAGGUGGCCUCAGAGUCACCUUGGUUUGCAUAGGUGCAGUUUAGCAGAACAGCAUAUAUGGCAUUGGCUAGACCCUGGUACAAGGGGGCACAGGCCCCAAGGCUUGAACUUCAGAGCAGGGGCUGGUCCACACCCUGGACAGGUCUGUGUGUCAAGCCAUGCUGGAACUCUGCAGACUGACAGGGCCUAGAAAAACACCUGUGCUUAACCUUGGGAGUUUUUACAGUCUCCAGCAGCCUCCCCAAGUCUUGGCCAGAUCUGUGGAAAACGGGAACAAACCAACCGUUCCCCCUCAGUGGUAUUUACCAGCCCCGUGGGCAGCCUGGAUGGGCUAGCUACACCUUCCCCACACGCUCUUAGGCCUGCUUUGUGAGAUAAAAGAUGGAGUACCUGACCACCUUUGGCCUCUAUCAGGGGUGGGAAUAUGACUCACACUGGUGACAAGGGCCUAGGUGGCAAAUGAAGUGGUUUGAGUAGUAACUCUGGGUGCAGGACAUUGAGCAUAUCCUGCUACCACAUGCUUCACCCCAAAUUGUCACCCCACACCCCAGGCAUGGGGGUGGCCCCUUUAACCCUGCCCUGCCAAGAAAACCAAUUGUGUUCCACUGAUGAGAAACUUAAGAAACCCAAACAAGGAAGGCAAAGACGUAGGACUGUUGGCCUAGCUCUUUACCUUGUGGCCGGCUGCCGUCACUGGUCUGGCGAGAGGGCUCAUGGAGGAAGUCUGCCAGCCUCCCAGGGUAGCAGAUGAGGUCCUCCCCGUGGAGCCUGCUGCUGCCCGCUUGCUGCAGAGAACUGUUUGCACUAAACCCCUCUUUCCCCAAAGCAACAUUGUUCUUUGUUAAUUAGCUCAUGUUCCUCAGAGUGGCCUGAAGCCCCAUUUUGCUGGGUGAUGGUGGGUGUGUCAGGGCUGGUGGUGGGAGGGAAUGAUGGGACCUUGUCACUCAUUGCACACCCAGCUGCCCAGUGUCCUGAGUGCCUGUUAAAUUCUUUAUGAGAUGAAUCACCUGCAUUAAACCUAUUUUUUUAAUGUGC
Mus pahari (shrew mouse) is the source of this 2775-nucleotide messenger RNA. It is a transcript of the gene Tmem250, whose product is annotated as transmembrane protein 250. The record is from RefSeq and is a predicted model, not a curated record. Bases 823 to 1242 code for a protein of 139 amino acids. The transcript is spliced from 2 exons. Lineage: Eukaryota; Metazoa; Chordata; Mammalia; Rodentia; Muridae.